Nicrophorus vespilloides is the source of this 1323-nucleotide messenger RNA. Its product is annotated as G protein pathway suppressor 2. Gene Ontology annotation, cellular component: transcription regulator complex. The record is from RefSeq and is a predicted model, not a curated record. Lineage: Eukaryota; Metazoa; Arthropoda; Insecta; Coleoptera; Silphidae. The coding region runs from base 182 to 1159 and encodes 325 amino acids. The transcript is spliced from 4 exons. Gene Ontology annotation, biological process: regulation of transcription by RNA polymerase II. Gene Ontology annotation, molecular function: transcription coregulator activity.
AAAUAUAUAAUUUCGAAGUCCUAACCUUCAUCUGGAAACUGGUUUGGAAAGUAGAAAUAUGUGUUAUGGUACAUUUUGACAGUUAUAACAGUGUUUUCAGAGGUUUUUUAUUUAUAAAUAUAUAAGAAUAAAUAUAGUUUCUAUAUAAAAGUGAGUUAAGUGUGCUUAGUUUGUUGUAAAAAUGCCAGCAGCAGUGAUUGAUAAGCAGGACCGUUCGGAGCAGAUGUGGAAUGCCCUGAAGAAGCAUAUUUUGCGUGAAAGGGAACGCAAGAAACAGGAAAGAGAGGCCGAGGUUGAAGAGGAACGGUUGAGGAAAGAACGCGAGGCAAGGGAGCAGCAAGAUGUUAUGACCUUAGGUGAAACAAAGGAACAGAUAUCACAGCUCGAGUCUAAGCUUUCAGUGCUUAAGGAAGAGAAACACCAAUUAUUUUUGCAAUUGAAACGAGUACUUAAUGAGGAUGAUAAUCGUAGGAAACAAUUACACAAAGAAACUAGUGAGGUUGUGGCUUUGCAAAACAUUCCUCCAAGCAUAGUGCAUCAACAAUUGUACAUGCCAUCAUCUAUACCUAGAGGAACGCCAGUACCACAGCAGAAUCUAAAGCCAGCAACAAAAAGACCAAGGAGUCCUAGCCCUGUCUCCUUGUACCAUCAGAAUUACGGCUUCAAGCCCACCAAUGUGACAAACCCAUCAUAUCAAUCUCCACAGAAAGAUGCUAGACCUCACGAAUUUGUUCGAGCUGUAUUAUGGAACAAAACUCCGCAGUACGCGAAUCAACCUGGAGCGUUUUACACGGUUCCGCCGCAGGAGCUGUCUAUCUACUAUUCCCAGCAAGGUGCAAUCCAAAGUAGGGAACCAGCCAGGCAGGUAUUCGAAACGGCUAGACCGCCUCCGACUUCGUACCAUUUGGAGCAGAAGCCGAUGGAACAUUAUCCACUACGACCAUCCUCGUCUCACGUGAUCCAUUCCGGUGCUAUUGCUAUAAAUCCACAGCCGCAACAGCAACCCAACAAGACUGGAAGUAUCACAAGUGGAUAUCCCAUCAGGCACACGCAGUACCAGCAAGUUCCGGCACCCGCGUCCGCACUAUACACGGCUCAGAGCAGACCCAUCUACCAAUCCCCCAGUGCCCCAAUGAAUUAUCCCCCAAGAGAACAGUAGGUCCGCGUAUAUAUUAUUAUUUAUAUUUUUAACGAAUAUAUUAUAUUUCUCAGUAAUUAUCAACAUUGACAAUCAUAUAUGUUAUGUGCACUUAUAUAAUAGAAUAUGCUCUUAAUGUUCUACUAUUUACAAUGUACAGUAUUAAAAUAAUAGCCUUUGGAAAA